Messenger RNA from Phacochoerus africanus (Common warthog), 1715 nucleotides. It is a transcript of the gene LMAN1L, whose product is annotated as lectin, mannose binding 1 like. Gene Ontology annotation, cellular component: Golgi membrane; endoplasmic reticulum-Golgi intermediate compartment; endoplasmic reticulum membrane. The coding region runs from base 33 to 1550 and encodes 505 amino acids. Gene Ontology annotation, biological process: Golgi organization; endoplasmic reticulum organization; endoplasmic reticulum to Golgi vesicle-mediated transport. The record is from RefSeq and is a predicted model, not a curated record. Lineage: Eukaryota; Metazoa; Chordata; Mammalia; Artiodactyla; Suidae. Gene Ontology annotation, molecular function: D-mannose binding. The transcript has 13 exons.
CACCCCGGGGCUGGAUACCAGAUCCCUUCACAAUGCUGGUGGUCCAUGGCCUGGAUCCUUUGCUCAGCCUUCUCCUCCUCUUGCUCCUGGACCCCCACAGCCCUGAGGGGGGCCAUCCUCCUCAGCGAAGGUUUGAAUACAAGCUCAGCUUCAAAGGACCAAGGCUGGCAUUGCCUGGGGCUGGAAUCCCUUUCUGGAGUCAUCAUGGAGAUGCCAUCCUGGGCCUGGAGGAGGUGCGCCUGGCCCCAUCCAUGCGGAACCGGAGUGGGGCUGUGUGGAGCAGGACCCCUGUCCUCUUCCCCGCCUGGGAGGUGGAGGUGCAGAUGAGGGUGACCGGGCCGGGGCGCUUGGGAGCCCAGGGCAUGGCUGUGUGGUACACCCGGGGCAGGGGCCAGGUAAGCUCUGUCCUGGGGGCGCUGGACUCUGGGGAUAGCAUCGGGAUCCUCUUCGACUCCUCGGCUGAGGAUACCCAGAAGAGCCCUGCUAUCCGCGUGCUUGUUGGUAAUGGGCACAACCCCGACGAGCCACUCGGGGAUGGAGCCAGCCGGGUGCUGGGGUCCUGCCACCGGGCCUUCCGGAACCGGCCGAACCCCUUCAGAGCACGGAUCACCUACUGGAGGCAGAGGCUGCGUGUAUCCCUGAACAGUGGACUCACUCCCAGCGACCCGGACGAGCUCUGCGUUGACGUGGGGCCUCUGCUUUUGGCCCCUGGAGGUUUCUUUGGGGUCUUGGCAGCCACUAGCACGCUGGCAGAUGACCAUGAUGUCUUGUCCUUCCUGACCUUCAGUCUGAGUGAGCCGGGUCCAGAGCCCCCCCCGCAGCCCUUCCUUGAGAUGGAGCAGCUCCGCCUGGCAAGGCAGCUGGAAGGGCUGCGGGCAAGGCUGGCCCUGGGCACCAAGGAGGAGAUGAUUCUGAAGCCAAACUCCAAAGUCCAGGAGGAGGGGGAAAGAAUCUUUGACCUGGAGGAAACACUGGACCGAUACAGCCAGAUCCUGCAGGCUCUCCAGGGUCUCUCCAAACAGCUGGCCCAGGCUGAGAGGCAAUGGAAGAAGGAGCUGGGGUCCACAGACUGUGCCAGGCCUGAGAGCACCUGGGACUCAGCCAAGGUCAGUGCCCUACUCCAUGGACAGCUGACUCUCCUCCAAGACCUGCAAGAGAUGAGGGAUGCAGCUGCUCACAUGGCCUCAAGAGCCCAGGUCUUCUACCUACCUGAGGGCACCAAGCAUCAUUUCUUAGAGCUGGCCCAGAUCCUGAGCCUCCUGCAGAAGGACCUUCGGGGUCCAGCGAAAGCAGCAGCCAAGGACCCCCGCCCACCUGGCCGGCCCCCAGGGAUUUUCUCAUGCCUUCGGCCUGGCAUCUUCCUGUUCUUCCUCCUCGUCCAGACUGUAGGCUUCUUCUGCUACGUACACUUCAGCAGCAAGCAGGAGCUGGACAAGAACCUUCAGGACUAUCUGUCCACAGGCAGCCUUCCUCUGAGUCCAGCACCACAAAUCUCUAGGGCUCUGGGUGCUCUGAGACGGCAGCCCCUCUACCCCAACAUACAUGCAUGACCUGCCUCAAAGCCCUGAAGAAAAUGUCCAUGACUCAAGACUAAGAAAUCGAUAUAUGCCUGGAGGAUGGAGGGCUUGGCCAGUUUCUCUCCCUCUGGGUACCCACUUCCUAUCCACACCUUAGCUUUCAGAGGCUCCAACCUUAUUAAAAGUGAUUUCCCUCUC